This is a messenger RNA of Moesziomyces antarcticus, 465 nucleotides long. RefSeq lists its product as uncharacterized. Gene Ontology annotation, cellular component: mitochondrial large ribosomal subunit. Gene Ontology annotation, molecular function: structural constituent of ribosome. The transcript is spliced from 2 exons. Gene Ontology annotation, biological process: translation. NCBI's taxonomy places the organism in Eukaryota, Fungi, Basidiomycota, Ustilaginomycetes, Ustilaginales, Ustilaginaceae. The record is from RefSeq and is a predicted model, not a curated record. Bases 1 to 465 code for a protein of 154 amino acids.
AUGUUCAAGCCAACCCAGGUCGCCUGCUCCAAGGCGAGCCGACUUCCGCUCAACUCCAAGAAGGCGAAUCGCGACUUUUACAAGGGCACGCGCACGGGCAACAUCAUGCGUCGCAAGCGCAUUGCUACUGCCGAUCCGCAGGGCAACCAGCUGUACGACAAGAACGGCAACGAGCGAUACUGGCACCUCAAGACCAAGCGCAUCGACGAAGCUCGUCUGCCCAACUACGUCGUACCCCCCGGCCUUGCACAAACAAAGUUGCGACCCUACGUGUUUGCAGGACCAGCCAGCGAAGGCGGUGUAUCGAGGAAGGGCAAAUUCGGUCUGCCCGAGUAUCAGAGGAUGGGAGCAGAGGGUUUCGAUGGCACCUACUACCGUUCCGUCAUCGGCGACAUGCUCACGAAGAGAAGGAUCAAGGAACAGCAGGAGGAAGAUAGGAGGCUCGUCCAAACCAACCGCGACUAA